AUGACUGACGGCUUGGUGACAUUCGGGGAUGUGGCCAUUGACUUCUCUCAGGAGGAGUGGGAAUUCCUGAACCCUGCUCAGAGGGACUUGUAUGUGGAUGUGAUGUUGGAGAACUACAGCAACUUGGUCUCACUGGAUUUGGAGUCGACAUAUGAGACAAAAAAUACAUUUUCAAAAAAGGACAUUUUUGAAAUAAAUUUUUCCCAGUGGAAGAUAAAGGAAAGAAGUAAAACCAUUGAGCUCGAGGCAUCCAUUUUCAAAAAUAACUGGAAGUAUAAGAGCAGAUUCAAGGGGCUCCAGGGACACCAAGAGAGAUUCUUCAGUCAAGUGAUAAUCAGCUAUGAAAAAAUGCCCACUUACAAAAAUGCCUAUCAACUUACUGUGCAUCAGAGAUUUCAUACUGGUGAGAAACCUUAUGAAUGUAAGGAAUGUGGGAAGACCUUUAGUUGGGGAUCAAGCCUUGUUAAACAUGAGAGAAUUCAUACUGGUGAGAAACCCUAUGAAUGUAAAGAAUGUGGGAAGGCCUUUAGUCGUGGCUAUCACCUUACUCAACAUCAGAAAAUUCAUAUUGGUGUGAAAUCUUAUGAAUGUAAAGAAUGUGGGAAGGCCUUUUUUUGGGGCUCAAGCCUUGCUAAACAUGAGAUAAUUCAUACAGGUGAGAAACCUUAUAAAUGUAAAGAAUGUGGGAAGGCCUUCAGUCGUGGCUAUCAACUUACUCAGCACCAUAAAAUCCAUACUGGUAAGAAACCUUAUGUAUGUAAAAUUUGUGGAAGGGCUUUUUGUUGGGGCUAUCAACUUACUCGACAUCAGAUAUUUCAUACUGGCAAGAAACCCUAUGAAUGUAAGGAAUGUGGGAAGACCUUUAAUUGUGGCUCUAGUCUGGUUCAACAUGAGAGAAUCCAUACAGGUGAGAAACCCUAUGAAUGUAAAGAAUGUGGAAAGGCCUUUAGUCGUGGCUAUCACCUUACUCAACAUCAGAAAAUCCAUACUGGUGAGAAACCUUUUGAAUGUAAGGAAUGUGGGAAGGCUUUCAGUUGGGGUUCAAGCCUUGUUAAACAUGAGAGAGUUCAUUCUGGUGAGAAAUCUUAUGAAUGUAAAGAAUGUGGAAAAACCUUUGGUAGUGGCUAUCAACUUACUCGACAUCAGAUAUUUCAUACUGGUGAGAAACCCUAUAAAUGUAAGGCAUGUGGGAAGGCCUUUAACUGUGGCUCAAGUCUGGUUCAACAUGAGAGAAUCCAUACUGGUGAGAAACCCUAUGAAUGUAAAGAAUGUGGAAAGACCUUUAGUCGUGGCUAUCACCUUACUCAACAUCAGAAAAUCCAUACUGGUGAGAAACCUUUUAAAUGUAAGGAAUGUGGGAAGACUUGUAAUCAUGGUAAACAUCUUAAAAUACAUCAGGGAAUUCAUCCUAAUGAGAAGCCAUUUGAAUUAGAAUUGUAG
Budorcas taxicolor (takin) is the source of this 1440-nucleotide messenger RNA. It is a transcript of the gene ZNF283, whose product is annotated as zinc finger protein 283. The coding region runs from base 1 to 1440 and encodes 479 amino acids. NCBI's taxonomy places the organism in Eukaryota, Metazoa, Chordata, Mammalia, Artiodactyla, Bovidae. The transcript is spliced from 5 exons. Gene Ontology annotation, biological process: regulation of DNA-templated transcription. The record is from RefSeq and is a predicted model, not a curated record.